AUGUCUACUGGUACAGCUAUUGAUAACAAUACAAGCAUUCAAUCAGAAUAUGAUGCUAGUAAACAAGUACUGUCUUGUACUAAAGUUUUCUUCAAACGAUUAAUUGAACGUAAACCAAUGGAUAAAUUACAAGUUGAAAUUGAUACACAAAAUGUAUUGAGACGUGAUCUAAAUUGGAUACAAUUAUUUGCUAUAGGUCUUGGUAAUAUUAUUGGUUUCGGGAUAUUCGUAUUGAGUGGACAAGCUGCUGCAAUGUAUGCUGGUCCAUCAGUCAUCAUUUCAUUUGUUAUAACAGGAGUUAUUGCUUUAUUGGCCUCUUUAUCAUAUUCAGAAUUAGCUACAAUGAUGCCUAGUUCUGGAUCAGUUUACACAUAUACUUAUGCAGCCUUUGGAGAAUAUUUAGCAUGGUUUAUUGGAUGGAAUUCUGCACUACUAUAUCUAUUCGCUCUUUUGACAGUGUCAGUUGCUUGGAGCCAGCAUGUUGUCCUAUUUAUUGAUAUCGUUUCUGAUUAUAAUGUAACAAGUAUGAUUGUCCAAGCACCAGUAGCUUGGCACGAAGACGCUGAACGGUUUUUUGUCACUGGUCAAGCGAUUAAUUUACCUGCUAUUGGGAUUAUUAUUGCAGUUACAAUUUUACUUAUUAUUCGAACUCGUCAAAUGGCUAUAAUCAAUCUGAUAUUAGUUGUGAUAAAAGUUAUUAUACUCUUAAUAUUUACUUUUGCCUGUUGUAAUUAUGUCGAUCGCAAGAAUUAUCAUUCAUUUUUUCCACCAAAUAAAGGUUCAUUCAAUGAAUAUGGAGUAACAGGAAUGCUGCAUGCCUGUACUUAUGUUUUCUUUGCUUAUGCAGGUUUUGAUUCAGUUUCAACAGUUGCUCAAGAAGCGAAGUUACCGGGGAGAUCAGUGCCAGCAGCCACUAUUGGGUCUACAGUUUUUUCAUUACUAUUGUAUAUUGGAAUAUGUACUGUAAUGGUUGGACUUGUUCCAUAUGAGUCCUUACAUUCAGAUGCUCCUCUUUCUGUGGCAAUAAAAGCUACACCUUAUGGUCUUUGGUUAUCAAUUCUUAUGAGUUUAGGUGCUAUUGUUAGUCUUACAACUGUAGCAUUGACUUCAAUGCUCUCACAAACUCGAAUAUUUUAUGCAAUGGCACAUGAUGGUUUGUUACCACCAAUCUUUGCUAAAAUUCAUUCUCAGACAACAACUCCCUGGAUUUCUGUAUUAAUUUGUGGUAUAUUUUGUGCUGUUUUUUCGGGUAUUUUACCAGUAGAUAUUCUCGGUGAAACAGCUUCAAUUGGCGCCCUAAUUGCAUACAUGUUCGUACAUAUUACAGUUAUAGUCAUGCGAUAUACACAUAGAGAUAUACAACGAGUAUUUCAAGUGCCAUUUGGCUCAUGGUUGUUUCCGACUAUAGGUUCUUUACUUUGUAUCCUUCUUAUGACAGGCAUAAGUAAAGCAACAGGUUUUCGAUUCCUUGUAUGGACUGCAUUAGGACAAAUUAUUUAUUUCGGCUAUGGUUUUUGGCAUUCUAAACAAAGAAAGUUAAUGAAAAGUAACCCUGUUGUAGAUACAGUCGAACUUCUACCAACAGAAGCAAAUGCUACGGAAAAAAUUGCACAAAAUAAAUUUGAAUCGGAUUCAGGCAGUGUAAAUGACGAACGUGCAGCAUCAAAAGAAAUUCUUUAG
This is a messenger RNA of Rotaria sp. Silwood1, 1680 nucleotides long. The record is from the annotation of a GenBank genome assembly. Lineage: Eukaryota; Metazoa; Rotifera; Eurotatoria; Philodinida; Philodinidae.